Molecule: messenger RNA, 1326 nt
Organism: Temnothorax curvispinosus
Lineage: Eukaryota; Metazoa; Arthropoda; Insecta; Hymenoptera; Formicidae
Product: phospholipid scramblase 2-like
Exons: 7
Coding region: 285-902 (205 amino acids)
Biological process (GO): plasma membrane phospholipid scrambling
Cellular component (GO): plasma membrane
Molecular function (GO): phospholipid scramblase activity
Source: RefSeq, a predicted model, not a curated record
CGAGCGCAGAAACCGUUCCUCGGCCGCGGCUGAGAAAUCAUCAGUGAGCCCACGGAAGCUACGAGAGCGGCACGUUGAGCGAGAAAAUAUCAGAGCAAUCCGUUGAGAUUGUAAAUUGAAGCGGUAACUCCAAGGUUCAGAGCAAAAGACGUCAAAGUUUGCGAGUGCAAUAAAAGUGACUUCGGCCGUCAUAUCGUGUCCCGAGCCUCGACGCGUACUGAGCGGACCGGCAAUACUGAUUCGAACAUAAAUGAUACGGUCAAUGUGACUGCUCGCAACCGAGUAUGACAUGUCCACCUGGUUUGGAAUAUCUUUUGAACCUUGAUUAUCUUCUCGUAAAUCAAAAAAAUAUGGAGGUUAACGGAUGGCAAACUAGAAGGAACAAGUAUGCUAUUACGGAUAAUAACGGCGAGAGAGUGUUCUACAUAGAGCAGGAAUUGCGAACCUACUGGGGAACCUGCCUGCGAAAGUAUAAUUCAUUUCACGAAUACAUCACUUACGACAGAAAUCAACAAGAGAUUCUUCGUUUGGUUCAACCCUUUGUGACAUGCUGUUCUCUUGCGGUUUUACAAGUGUAUUCCGGAACUACUCUAUUGGGCAGCGUUACUCAAGAGUGGGGUUCUUGGCGACCGAAGUUUUAUAUUCGCGACGCAUCCGAUCAGGUAGUAUUGGUGAUCAAAGAAGACGCAAUUUUUAAGAUCAAAUCUCUGGAUGAAAAGUAUGACAUCGGCAUGAUUCAAAAGCAUGGGAGAAGCUUUUCUCAACUGUUCAACCAGUUCCACGUUUCGGAUAAAUAUAACAUUAACUUUCCGCACGAUCUCGACGUGAAAAUAAAGGCUGUACUGCUGGGAGCAACUAUUUUAAUAGACUUCAUUUUUUUCACGAGGCGGAGAAGCAGAUAAGUCAAUCUGUCUCAAUUUAAAAAAAAAAAGACAGAAGCGAUUCGUCUAUGUCAGCUUUAUAUGUCCAUCAAAAAUAUUUUGUUAUGUAUCAAAUAAGUACUUUGAAAGAUUUUUAACUAUGGAAUGCAACGCAAACGAAGACGAGCGCUGAGUAUGUACACAUACUCAGAAUGAUAUCUUUCCAGUCGACAUAAUUUGUUACUGCCUAUAUAAUUUGGAAAUAAUCGUUUUUAUAACAGAUAUAUAGUAAUAUUUAUAUUACAGUUACUUCUAUCUGUUGCUUUCCUGUAAUGUAAAAUAAAUGUACGAGUGCUACAUAUUAUACAUUUGUACAACAAGUAUGUGAUGCUUUAAUAUAUAGCCAAUAUGUAGUGUGUAAUUAUGGCAACAUGACUUAAAUAUAUACAUAUAAUAUUCAAAUGGC